GCACAAAAGCCACAAUCCUACUCACUGCUAAGCACAAAAUCCAGGCACAGAUUUCAAGAUGAAGCUUUUGCUGCUGCUGACGCUGUUGACAGCAUGUGCUGCAACUCCUGAAGAUCUGUCCGGUAGAAUGUUCACUUUCCCACAAGAAACCAACACAGCUCAUGUGAGGCUGACUGCGUCAAGUCAGGAUUUCAGGGCUGUAACUGCUUGUCACAGGUCCUUUACAGACCUCAAAAGGGACCACAUCCUUUUCUCUCUGGCCACCCCCUCGAAUGCCAACGCCUUACUGAUUUUCUGGGAUGAAGCAAAUAAGGAGAUGGAGCCCCAUAUCAGGGAUAAAAAAUCUGAAUAUCGAGGGCAGGACUACAAACCAAACAUGUGGCACUCUAUUUGUACCACAUGGGACUCUACAUCUGGACUGGUGCAGCUGUGGUUUGAUGGACAACCUACGAUUAGGAAAUUCGUCACCUCUGGAUCAAACAUCAGAGGCUCCACUAUAGUUAUAUUAGGACAGGAGCAGGAUUCUCACGGUGGGGGUUUUGACCUUAAGCAGUCUUUCGUUGGCAUGAUGUCGGAUGUCCACAUGUGGGACUACAUCCUUUCACCCUGCGAGAUCCAGAACUACAUGGAUGGUCUAAACUUCACUCCGGGGAAUGUGCUCAACUGGAGUGCGCUGGAGUUCCAGAUUAUAGACAGGGUGCUGAUAGAAGACAAACAUAUGACCUGUCACUAAACUUUACAAACAGAACUAUUCAUGUCCUGCAAAGUCAAAAAACACAUUUUCUGUGCUUUUAUGUCCAAUCUAAAGUGUAAGUACCAAUGUAAGCAUUUUAUGUUAAAUCAUUAAAGGAUAGGUUCUGAUUUAUCUUAAUGCAAUAAUCACAUGAACGAGUUGUUUUGAUUGUUCUGAUCAUUUCACCUGUCCAUAGCACGGCCGAGAGAAAGAGAACUGUUCUCCUACUUACAAGAAAACUUAACUGAAGAUAAAUUCCGGUCCUCAGACCGUCAAAGAACAUUCUAGACAGAUUUAGCUAACACCUCCUCGGGUGUGGCCAAUCAGGGAACACGAGCUAUCAGGGAAUCAGUCCCACAAGCUGUGUGCAUUAAGCCAAUCAGAAGCCACAUCUCACCAUCAACAGUGGACUUGCCAUAGUUUACAGUGAACGGCAACUACACUAACCUACAUACAAAACUGAACGAUAUGAAUGAAAUUAAGAUCAAUAUAUCCAUCUCUUCCAUCAAUAAGAAACAAUAAUAUCAUAUCAUAAAAAAGUACCUCUUCCUAACAAGAUUGCUGUAAAAGAAGAGGGACAUAUGAAUUCAAAGCUCAGUCAAAGCUAAAAUAAGGCUUCAAUAGUCUUGAAUUACCCAGUGCAGGUGGGUUUUGGCACCGUCUUUUUCAAUGAAGCUGUUGUGUCGCUUCACAGCCAGUGUGCAGUGGAGGAGUGAUUAUGGUGACCCAUGACUCUCUCAGCGUACACCACUCAAGUAAAAAAAGCUGUGGGCUAAAUGCACAACUUACAAUCAGCAAAAAAUAGAGUAAGUGUUAAGUUUACUGUGCCGCUGAAGACAGAAAUGACACAGCAUGAGAGAAAUGCCUUGAUGCUUAUCGUGGAGCGACAGCUUAAGGAGCGUGCAUGUUUAAUGGGGAGCUGAGGAGGAAACGAAGCACGUGUGCGUGCGAGUGUGGAGGUCAGGUGAUGAGGAAAGGCAGAGACACACCUGAGACAACGUCUGGACAGGCAAGGAAGGCUUAAAUAUUACUUGACAUGCUUGUGUAAAGACCUAAAGAAAUCCAAAACUAUGUUUUUGUAAGUCAAGUUCCUUUUAUUUUAGAUGUGUCUUUGGCAAUAAUGCAGCAUGUUGCAACAUCUAGCUGACAGAGCAAUACACGGAUAACUCUGCAAUCUGUCUGCCAUUCAUUACAUUAUUUCGUAACAUGUUUUGAUUUUUUAGCUUUUCAAACUACGAUCGUGAUCAGAGGGGAGAAAAAUAAAAACACUGAACGAGUCACUCGUGAUCUCUGGCAGAGAAUAAUCACUCGGCAUCUCUGUCCAGAUCUUCACCCUGCCUACCACAUUGUGUUGUUUUUUAUUUUUUUAAGACUGGAACUAAAAGGUGGUGAUGUUCCUCCAUGCCUGCUGCUAAGUCAUCAUUCUUUAAUAUUUAAACUUUCCAAAGCGAUCAUGUCUGGACUGUGGAUCUGUCAAGCCGUUUUCAAAGUCAUCCGCCCCCUACUGGCCAACAAACGCUGGGUCUUGAUAUUUCUAUCAAUUGCACUCACCUCAACACUGUUCUGAUUGUUUUGAAAUAAACAAUCCCUUCAUUCAA
Chelmon rostratus (copperband butterflyfish) is the source of this 2331-nucleotide messenger RNA. Its product is annotated as C-reactive protein-like. The transcript has 5 exons. Bases 59 to 733 code for a protein of 224 amino acids. NCBI's taxonomy places the organism in Eukaryota, Metazoa, Chordata, Actinopteri, Chaetodontiformes, Chaetodontidae. The record is from RefSeq and is a predicted model, not a curated record.